GUCUAUUCUCGCUCUUCUCAACAAGUCGUGGGAGCUGAAGACGCUUUAAAUUCAAUUCAAUCAAAUCGUGAACUGCGACUAACUCCCAAGUGAAAUUCACUCAAAUUGUAAAUUGUGCCAAAAAGUAUAUUGUAAAAGCAAAUACUCAAUAUAUAAAAUUAAUGAAUAAAACAACUAAAUCAAAUACAACAAAUGCGACGUCAAAUCAAAUUCGGUAUUAAUUAAAGUGCAACAAGAAGUGUGACUACCCCUAUUUACAGAGUGUAGACUAUUCCCAGUAGGAAUCCAGCACGUUAUUUGUUGGUCUCAGCUGUGCAUAUAAUUUGCGACGCAACUGUAAACACAAAAAGCCGUCAAACUGUGGGGCUCCGGGGCAUUUUUUCUUCCUCCGCAAGGAAUGUAUUAUCCGCACAUGGUGCAGGCUGGCGUGGCGCCUUUUCCAGGCGCACCAGCUGGCUAUGCCGCCGCGCCCGGACCGGCCGCUGCAGCCGCUGCUGGUGCGCCCACAGCGGCCGAGAGCUUGUCGCUGGCCGUGACAGCAGCCGCAAUCAAAACUGAGCCUGGAAUGCAGCUAAAAGCAACCGCCGAGUCUGCAGCAGCGGGCAAUGGCAGCACAGGAGCCACCGGUGCAACACCAGCUUCUGUAGCAGUGUCCACCAGUGUUGCCGAUGGUGUAGCCGUCAAUGCGCCGUUGUAUAUUCAACAAAAGACAAAUCUGUCAACACAACAACAAACACAACAGACACAGUACAAUGGCAGCAUCAGCAAUGGAACCGCAGCCCCAGUACCAGCAACUGGCACGGGAACAACUGCCACGACGCUGGUCACGCAACAACAGCAGCCACCCGCACCUCUGACAAAUGGACACGCCAUGGAGCAACUGCAGCAGCAACAGCAGCAGCAGCAGCUACCGCAUACCCCACAGAAUGUGCUCAGCAUUUCCACAGUAUUGAUUGCCAGUGAGGCAGCGGAGGCACAGCAGAACUCUGCGUUGCCACAUGCUGGUGGUGGCGGUGGUGGUACCGGAGGUGGCGGCGGCGGCGGUGGCAUGCCCAGCUCACCGCUCAGUAGCUCACCGUCCAGCGUUACAGUCGCCUCGACAGCAGCCACACUCAAUGGCAACAGCAACAGCAAUAGCAUCCCCAACGAUGGCAACGUAUCAGGCAACACAUCACCCAUUGCUAGCGGCGAGCCGUUGCUGCAAACGCCACCAGCAGUACAGCAACAACAGCAACAACAGCAACAACAACAACAGCAGCAACAACAGCAGCAACAACAACUGCAACAACAACAGCAACAACAACAACAGCUCAUUUUAAGCAGCAGUCCCACAGCAGCAACUUCAGUGACCGCCAGCUCCAUAGCCUCGGGCACCUUGGCCGCAACGAGCAGCAGCAUGUCCACAGGACUACUGCCCACCGCCGGACUGGAUAGUAAUGCCAAUUGUGGUGUGCCCGCAAGCACUUCUCAGGUGAUUGCGCAUCUAAACGCAGUCAGUGGCAUUAUGACAGCGACCGUGCAGUCACCCAAUGUGGUCACUAGUCUAAGCAGCGCUCUAGUCCCGGCACAGUCGGUCUCCUCAUCGGUGGCUGCCGCCGUAGCCGCCGCUGCCUCGUUGGAUGCCAAAAGUCAACCGAAACGCUUACACGUCUCCAAUAUACCGUUUCGCUUCCGGGAUCCCGAUCUGCGUGCCAUGUUUGGGCAAUUUGGCAACAUUUUGGACGUGGAAAUCAUCUUCAAUGAACGUGGCAGCAAGGGAUUCGGUUUUGUAACAUUCGCUAACAGCAACGAUGCAGAACGAGCACGCGAACGUCUACACGGCACCGUGGUUGAGGGACGCAAAAUCGAGGUGAAUAACGCCACUGCACGUGUACAAACCAAAAAAGUGACAGCAGUACCCAACGUUGUACUGACCAAAGACGGUGCCCUACCGGCUCCAGCUCUAGUUUGCGUUCAAUGGCCUGAAGCCGCCGUAGCCGCCGCCGCUGCCAUGCGUGGAGUUGCCAUACAACGUGGACACGUGGGCGUGGUCGGUGCCACACCCUUCCAUCAUCCCCAUCAUCCGCACCAUCAUCAGGCGCUGGUUGCCGCCGCCCAGCAGCAACAGCAACGUCAAGUGGCCGCCGCUGCCGUGGCCGCAGCAGCCGCCCAACAGCAGCAGCAUCAGCAACAACAGCAACAGCAGCAUCAGCAGCAGCAGCAACAACAACAGCAACAACAACAACAGCAGCAACAACAGCAACAACAUGCGGCAGUAGCCGCUGCCGCCGCUGCCCAGCACUCACAACACGCCGCUGCCGCCGCCGCCGCCGCCGCUCACGCACAUCCGCAUGCACAUGCGCAUGCUCUCGCCCCCCAGCUAACCCAGCUGCAGCCGACGCUCCAGGCGGUCGCCGUGCCCACUGCCGCUGGUAGUGCUGCGGCUGCUGCCGCUCAGCAACACUCGGCGCUGCAGCAAUCGCUGGCAGCUGCCGCAGCUGCACAAAAUUCGGGCGUGGCAGGCAAUGCGAACGCUGCUGCCGCCGCUGCGUAUGCGGCACGGCUCUCCGCUGCCACGGCUUCCCAAACGCCGGCCGCUGCUGCUGCGGCUGCUGCUUCCAUGGCAGCGUCGGCUAAUGCGGCCAACAGCGCUUUGCAUGGAUUUGCGCCCGUAUACUAUGAUCCCUUCUUAGCAGCCGCUGCUUCCGCUGAUCCAAAUCUACGCUUCCAGGCAGCCAAACCGGUCACUGAAGUUCCAGCCGCACAGCCAGCCGCCAUAUUAAAUCGCCGCACUGUGACUACGCUAAACAGUACCCCACAUACGAUCAACCGCAUUCCGGUACCACAGAAUGUUUUGGCCACUGCUCCGCUGUUAAAGACACCCCUGUCUCAGGCCCAGCAGCAGGCGUACGCCACGGCGGCCACCACCUACACGGCGGUCGCUGCCCGGGCCGCCUAUGGCGCCGCUGCAGCAGCAGCCGCCCAACCAGCACUCGCUGGCUAUGCCACCGUAGCGGGUUACGCGCGCGAGUAUGCGGAUCCUUAUCUAGGACAUGGAAUUGGACCCGUGCCAGGCUAUGGGGCAACCCUGUAUCGCGGUGGCUUCAAUCGUUUUACGCCAUAUUAGAAAGCUUCAUAAGUCAGCCAAAUAACGCACUUGAACUACUCUCGAAAAUGCUCAAUGUAUGAACAAAAAUUAGACGUAAAUACUCCUCCUCUACAGUGCAGUAAGUAGAAGUUAAAUCUAACGCAAAAACAGAUGCUCAAAGAUGAUCGAAAAACAAAAAACAAAAACAAAAGAAACCCCACUCAAAAUAUGGAGAGAUGAAAAUCAAAGCUAAAAGCAGCUACAAACCUGUGGCAAAUUAAGCAAAAUAAAAUUAAAAAAAAAAAAAAAACACUUAAAUUUUUUAAACAA
Messenger RNA from Drosophila novamexicana, 3397 nucleotides. RefSeq names its product RNA binding protein fox-1 homolog 1 (gene Rbfox1). Gene Ontology annotation, biological process: regulation of alternative mRNA splicing, via spliceosome; nervous system development. The transcript has 17 exons. Gene Ontology annotation, molecular function: mRNA binding. Gene Ontology annotation, cellular component: nucleus; cytoplasm. The record is from RefSeq and is a predicted model, not a curated record. Lineage: Eukaryota; Metazoa; Arthropoda; Insecta; Diptera; Drosophilidae. Bases 398 to 3106 code for a protein of 902 amino acids.